AGCCUUGAAUAGUGCUUGGCCGUGCUCCUCCUGAGUGCUCCCUGGGAAAGCGAUAAUGAUCACAUUCAUGAACAACUCGGACAGCGAGGAGGAGCCCUGCAAUGAAAGAACAUCCCUGAUGUCUGCAGAGAGCCCUCCAGUACCCUCCUACCAGGAUGGCCUGCCAGCCUCAGAAGCAGGGGAACCGCAGGCACAUCGGAAGAGGCGAACAGGUAGCAGCCGUAGCCCUAACAAUAUUGCUGAUGGGGAUAUGUCUGACUCGGGUGUUCCAGUGAGAGAAAGUGCCUUGGAAAAUGAAGAGGAGGAACUGACUCUGAAAUAUGGAGCAAAGCAUGUAAUCAUGCUCUUUGUGCCUGUCACCCUUUGUAUGAUUGUUGUCGUCGCCACCAUAAAGUCAGUGCGCUUCUAUACGGAGAAAAACGGGCAGCUGAUCUACACCCCUUUCAGUGAGGAUACCCCGUCUGUGGGCCAGCGUCUCUUGAACUCAGUGUUGAACACCAUCAUAAUGAUCAGUGUUAUCGUUGUAAUGACCGUGUUCCUAGUUCUGCUCUAUAAAUACCGCUGCUACAAGUUCAUCCAUGGCUGGCUCAUCCUGUCUUCUUUGAUGCUGCUCUUCCUCUUUACCUACAUAUAUCUCGGUGAAGUAUUGAAGACAUACAACGUGGCCAUGGAUUACCCCACUCUGUUCUUAGUCAUCUGGAAUUUUGGGGCUGUUGGAAUGAUUUGUAUACACUGGAAAGGUCCCUUGCAGCUCCAGCAAGCAUAUCUCAUUAUGAUCAGUGCUCUCAUGGCACUGGUUUUCAUUAAAUAUCUACCUGAGUGGUCAGCAUGGGUGAUUCUAGGUGCAAUCUCCAUCUACGAUCUGAUGGCUGUUCUCUGUCCCAAGGGGCCACUGAGAAUGCUGGUAGAAACUGCACAGGAGAGAAAUGAGCCCAUCUUUCCUGCAUUAAUUUAUUCCUCUGCUAUGAUGUGGACAGUUGGAAUGGCAAAGCCAGACACAGCAGCAAGAGGACCAAGUCAGCAGAUGUGGGAUGCAGAAGAUGGGAGAGAGAACCACAGGAGCCCUUCUCAUGCAGACUCUCAGAUGUCGGAGACGAGGAGUCCUAUUCCAACCCGCCCCAUCACUUCUUUUGAGGAGCUCGAGGAGGAGGAAAGGGGUGUGAAGCUGGGCCUUGGAGACUUCAUAUUUUACAGUGUGCUUGUUGGGAAAGCAGCUGCCACAGCUAGUGGAGACUGGAAUACUACGCUGGCGUGCUUUGUAGCCAUUCUCAUAGGUUUAUGCUUAACUCUUUUAUUACUGGCUGUUUUUAAGAAAGCACUGCCUGCUCUUCCCAUCUCCAUCACCUUUGGCUUGGUCUUUUACUUCUCGACAGACAACCUUGUGCGACCGUUCAUGGACACCCUGGCCUCCCACCAGCUGUAUAUUUAGAAGAAGCGGGAGUUACAGGAUUCUUUUUAAAGCUUUGCUGUGAAGUAUGGUACACUGUUUGGAAUAAGUCAUAAAGUUUUACACUUAGUGCCAUAUAUUUGUAAGGAAAACACUAACUCUGUAACAUGAUGUGUACUAAAAAUCUAAUGGUUACAUGUUGAACUGAGAUUUUUCACAGGACUCUUGGACUCCAGUGAAAAGUCUGGCUCACUGCUGAUGUCAGAGCAUUACUUUUAUGUUAUCUGAUGUGCACACUGGCUGUUGUGAGCACAGAAACCUGUAUGUAGCAUGAGACACUGGAGAGGUGAAGGGUCUGAUCUGUGCUUCCAGAAGCUAAGGUGUUUUAGCCCUGGAAUUGCAGUCAGGUUUAACUGUACUCUAGAAUUGCUAAUGCUUCACACUUUGAAGUGUUGUGCAAACAUGCAGUGCGAGUA
Messenger RNA from Fulmarus glacialis (Northern fulmar), 1863 nucleotides. It is a transcript of the gene PSEN2, whose product is annotated as presenilin 2. The record is from RefSeq and is a predicted model, not a curated record. Gene Ontology annotation, molecular function: aspartic endopeptidase activity, intramembrane cleaving. Gene Ontology annotation, cellular component: perinuclear region of cytoplasm; neuronal cell body; cell surface. The transcript has 11 exons. NCBI's taxonomy places the organism in Eukaryota, Metazoa, Chordata, Aves, Procellariiformes, Procellariidae. The coding region runs from base 56 to 1429 and encodes 457 amino acids. Gene Ontology annotation, biological process: negative regulation of apoptotic process; protein processing; amyloid precursor protein catabolic process.